Molecule: messenger RNA, 1793 nt
Organism: Prorocentrum cordatum
Lineage: Eukaryota; Dinophyceae; Prorocentrales; Prorocentraceae
Source: the annotation of a GenBank genome assembly
AAGCGUCUUGGCUUGCCUAUAGGCCCGCCCAAGAAUACGCUAAGAACAACCGUAGCCUUUUGGCUCAAGCAUCAAGCCCGGCCUAGGACAAGCCCAGAAGGGCAAACGCAGAGCAGAGCACCAUGCGCGACGAUGACUUAUUCUUCAUGUUUCUGUGGUUUGUGUUUGUAGGGUUCGUGACCUGGCUGCUUGGUUUGGCGAUUAAAAGGGAGCCGGAGUCGCGAGUAUACAAGUCCUUGUGCCGAGCCGCGGGUUGCUUUGCUGAGACACCGUGGAACUCCAACUAUUGCCCUCAUCACCAGUGCUCGUUGUGCUACGAGGGAGCGGUGGUCGGUGGCUAUUGCAGGGCAUGUGCCCCAUUGAGGUGCAGAUCGCAGGGGUGCACUGCACGGCGGCCCUUGAACUCGGAUUUUCGUGAGCAUCAUCAGUGUGCAAGAUGCUACGACAGAGCCGCCUUCGGCAGGUUUUGCAGAGAGCAUGUGUGUCAGAGAUCCGGUUGCCUUGGUGAGAAGCCUCGGAAUUCCAACUACUGCCCUGGUCAUCAGUGCGUGUCAUGCUACGAGGAAGCGGUGGUCGGCAGGUAUUGCAGGGCAUGUGCCCCAUUGAGGUGCAAGUCGCAAGGGUGCACUGCGCCACGGCCCAUGAACUCGGACUAUUGCAAGCAACACCAGUGCGCAAGAUGUUACAAGAAGGCUGUCAAUGGCGAGUAUUGCCAAGAGCAUCUACAGGGUGUGUUGGUCAUGGAUGAAGUCGGAAGUUGUGGGGACCGGCAUCGGCUCCCAACUUGUGCCCUACAGGCAGCAACGGUGAGCUUUUCCAGACGGACAUUCCUUGACUCGAUCUCCCGAGUCAAGGUUGAUGAGCAGGUAAUCUUUGAAUUUCAGAAGUAUGGCUUUCUGCAAACGAGGCAAUGGGUCCCUAAGCACCCCUUCCAUAAGAUCUUCCCUUGUGGCUCGCAGGUCAACAGGUAUGAGUCGACCGUACGCGUACACAGUUGGCACGAUCUUUGCGUACGAGGUGAAUCAGCUCAUGCGUUCGGGCGAAUGGGAUCUACUCUUCGAGAAGUAUGGCCGGCUGGUUGCGUGCCUAUGGUCGUACAUUCAGAAAAUGCAAGCUGCUUGCGGGAAGCGGCAGGUCUUGUAACGAGGUCUUCUGGCGCAGGAACAAGACAUUCGGAGAGAGAACAGAUUGGGCAGCCGCGUGUCAUGGGCGGCCUUCUCCAGCACGUCGCUUGACAAGAAGCAAUCGCUCGAUUUCGCACAUGGGAAAUACAAUGCCACUCAAGCUUGCGGCGUCCCCGUCCGUUUCAUCAUCAACACGUCUGACCGGGGUGCGCCGAUCCUCGAUUGGUCCAAGUAUCCGCAAGAGGACGAGGUGUUGCUUGAGCCCUUCCAGUGCUUUACAGUUUUGGAUGUAGAGUGGCGGAGGUAUUCGGGGCGUGCGCGUGAUACCUUGACGGUCAAGCUCUGCACGGUUUAAGAGUCAGGGCCGUCCGCGCUUGAACUAGUGUCUCGUCUCUCCCAUGUUAUAGUUAGCGCUUGGCAUAUAUAUAUAUAAUAAAACGCUAAGAACAAGUAGUGGUCUGCAUGACAUGGUCUUAGAACAUUUCUGACCGAGGCCAUCCUAUUUUAACACGUCGUGUUUUCGUUCUAAGAGAAUUUCUUGUGUUCUUAGAACGUAUUCGCGGUGCUGGGAACAUUUCGUGGCAGCCUAGCGAUAGGAAUGCUGGGACGGUCGGUCCCUGCUCUUGAGGGGCAAAUGCCAGGGAUGGGGGCCCAGUCGCGCUUGGGCUU